CUGAAGAAGACGCUUGAGACCGAGGUGCGGGCGCCGGUGGCGGCAAUGGCGGAGAGGCCCGAGGACCUAAACCUGCCCAAUGCCGUCAUCACCAGGAUCAUCAAGGAGGCGCUCCCGGACGGUGUCAACAUCUCUAAGGAGGCCCGCAGCGCCAUCUCCCGCGCCGCCAGCGUCUUCGUGCUGUACGCCACUUCCUGCGCCAACAACUUUGCGAUGAAAGGGAAACGCAAGACACUGAAUGCCAAUGACGUGCUCUCAGCCAUGGAAGAGAUGGAGUUCCAGCGGUUCGUUACCCCAUUGAAAGAAGCUCUGGAAGCCUACAGGCGAGAGCAGAAAGGCAAGAAGGAAGCUUCAGAGCAAAAGAAGAAGGACAAAGACAAAAAAACAGAUUUGGAAGAGCAAGACAAGAGCAGGGAGGAGGACAAUGAUGAAGACGAGGACAGGCUGGAAGAAGAAGAGCCGAAUGAGGAGGAGGAAGUGGACAACUAACGGGAUGGGAAGACUGUGGCACGCUGGAAAGUACCACCCUGACAUGUGUAUGCUUUUGGGGAGGACCCACUGAUCCUGCCUCAAAGAGUUCUUGACAUGUGGACCCGCCCAGAUCUUUGUAAACACGGGAUCCUGCGUUACCUUGGAUGGCCAGCAGAUGCUGCUCUUCGACCACAACAAGAGGUUUUCAUGGCUCUGCUGGGCAACCUAUGCGUACUAGUUGCUCAAUGACUCAACAUUUAUGGAGUCCCUACUAUGAGGCUGGCACCAUUCUAAAUGCUUUCAAGUAUAAACUCUGAAACUCUAUCAAGGAGAACUAUUACCUUUGUGAUCUCAGCCACAACGCUAUAUUCUCUAAUGUACAGAACUUUUUAAAUCAUGAAUUUAUAAAUAACAUUUCAUAAAGGUACAACCCCGGUAGUCACUAGAUCUGGUGGUUUUUCCUUUUCCACAAAAGAAACAUCCUUUCUUAACUCCCAUGAGCACCACUCAGCUAAACUCUCAAGUCCCAUCUAGACUCCUGUGGCUUCCUUUGAGCUCAGUUUUUUGCCUCAUCUCUGCUUGCCCUAGCUUCUGUGUACUGCUUGCCAAGUGGAUCUUCUUGGAACAUAGCUGUAUUCCAGCCCCUCACUGCGUCCCGUUAAAUCCAUACUUAAACCUGGUACACAAAACCUGCUUACGGAGGGAUUGCCUUACCAUCUAUUCCAAUCCAUUUCUACUUUAUUGUGUAAGUCUCCAGUCAUUGAAUCCCCAAAAGAACUCUCCUUGCACAUGGUUUUAGUUAGCACAUUUUGACUACCUAAGCCAUGUUUCCUGACAGCGGGAACUAUGACUUAAAACUACAGAAGUGGGGCCUAGCAGACUCAGUUGGUAGAGCAUGUGAGUCUUGACCUCAGGGUGGUGAGUUCAAGCCCUGUGCUGGGUGUAGAGAUUACUUAAAAGAACUGGGAGGAAUCUGAGGUUAUCGACCAGUUUUUUCCAAGCACACCCUAAUCAUUCCUGUAGGCGUAUCCGAAUUUUGAAGGUUGCUUACUAGGUUAAGGCAAAAAUCUCAUCUUUUGUAAGCCACCUCCCUUCAUGCCUAGAGAUUCUGAUCUGGAUUUGGAGGGUGAGAAGGUUUUCAUCCUUACCUGGGUAAAAUCGCAUUUGCAGGGACAUCUAGUGGGCUCAGUCAGUGGCACGUGCGACUCUUGAUCUUGGGGUUGUAAAUUCAAGCCCCAUAUUGGGUGUAGAGAUUACUUAAAAAAUAAAAUAAAAUCAGGGUACCUGUGUGACUGGGUCAGUUAAGCCUCUGAGUCUUGAUAUUGACUCAGGUUCCUAUCUAGCCCCAGGUGGAGCACCUGCUGAGUGUGGAGACUGAUUGGGAUCCUCUCUCUUCCUCUCUGUCCCCAUCCCCAGCUCGUUCUCACUCUCUCUCAAAAAUAAACUUAAAAAUUGUUUAAAAAUUACGUUUGCAGCCUAAUUCUAUUUUUGCUGAUGGGAAAUGGAGGCUCAUCAGAGAGAAGUGACUUGCUUAAGAUCUUACCACUAGUUUAUGAAAGCUAGGAUCCUGUUCUAGUGGUCCAUAGCCUUCUAUUCCUCUUUUUUUCUUUAAUAAACUUUUUAUUUUAGAACAAUUUUAGUUUUCAGAAAAGUUGCAGAGUGCAGAGAGUUCCCAUAUAAUCACCCAACUUUGCCUCAUGUUGACAUCUUACAUAACCAUGGUACCUUUGUCAAAACAGAAAAAUACCAAAUACCAAACUAUUCGUAUUUCACCACUUUUUCCACUAAAGGCCUUUUUUGAUCCAGGAUCCAUUCCAGAACACUACAUUGCAUUCAAUGAACCAAUUUUAUCUUUCAGUUGAGAUGAGACUCACAGAACAUAACAUUAAUCAUUUUUAAAUGACCAAUUCACUGGCAUUUAGCACACUCACUGUGUUGUGCAAGCACCACUUCAGUCUAGCUCCAAAACGUUUUCAUCACCCCAAAAUAAAACCCUGCACCUGUUAAGCAGUUACUCGCUCAUGCUUCCCUCCCUCCAGUCCCCAGCAGCCACUAAUCUCUUGCUAGCACUUGACAGCGUUUAGCACCAUGCCUUGUACCUCCCUGGGAAGUACUCACAAUAGUAGGUUUUGAGGGGUUUGUGGGGUUUUUUUUGUUAUUUUUUAUUGAAGUAUAAUAUGCCUACUAAAUGGUGCAGAUAAAUGUAAAUGUAAAGUUGGAUGAACUUGCACAAACACAUCCAUGUAACUUGCACUCAGAUCAGUAAACAACAUGACCGGCACCCUAAUAAACCCCUUUGGUCUCCCUUCCA
Molecule: messenger RNA, 2782 nt
Organism: Herpailurus yagouaroundi (jaguarundi)
Lineage: Eukaryota; Metazoa; Chordata; Mammalia; Carnivora; Felidae
Gene: POLE3
Product: DNA polymerase epsilon 3, accessory subunit
Exons: 5
Coding region: 46-489 (147 amino acids)
Biological process (GO): heterochromatin formation; DNA damage response; leading strand elongation
Cellular component (GO): CHRAC; epsilon DNA polymerase complex
Molecular function (GO): protein heterodimerization activity; chromatin DNA binding
Source: RefSeq, a predicted model, not a curated record